Suillus bovinus is the source of this 1188-nucleotide messenger RNA. Its product is annotated as phospholipase C/P1 nuclease domain-containing protein. The transcript has 4 exons. Gene Ontology annotation, molecular function: endonuclease activity; nucleic acid binding. NCBI's taxonomy places the organism in Eukaryota, Fungi, Basidiomycota, Agaricomycetes, Boletales, Suillaceae. The coding region runs from base 1 to 1188 and encodes 395 amino acids. Gene Ontology annotation, biological process: DNA catabolic process. The record is from RefSeq and is a predicted model, not a curated record.
AUGCGCUUUUCGCGGGUAUCGCUCAUUCUUGCCGCAGGGUCCACUAUCAUACCAUACGUCAGUGCAUGGGGAGCGGUAGGUCAUGAAGUCGUCGCGACAGUCGCUCAGAUGCAUCUGCAUCCUUCAGUCAUGCCCAUUCUGUGUGACAUCUUGAACUACAAAGGGGACUGCCAUCUCGCUCCGGUUGCUGCCUGGGCGGACAAGGCCCCCUUCACUAUUGGCGCAACGGAUGACUAUCCUAGCGAGACUUGCCUUUUUCCGGGAGAGAAAGGCUGGGAGGGUAGAAGGAAUAUCAACGUGCUUAGCGGCAUAAGGAAUACCACAAGUACUCUGGAGAGUUACAUGGGCCUGCGCAAAGCUGGCUUGACCACUGCGAGCGAUGAAGAUGCAGCACAAGUCGCACUCAAGUUUCUCAUUCACUUCGUCGGGGAUAUGCAUAUGCCAUUGCACCUCACAGGACGUGAUCGAGGAGGGAACGGAAUUAAAGUCUCAUUUGACAGUCGUGUAACAAACCUUCACUCUCUCUGGGAUGGCCUCCUCAUAGCCAAAAGAAUCCGCACAAUACCAUCCAAUUAUACCCGCCAUCUGCCACUUCCCGAAGUUGAGACUCACCUUCGGGGUACUAUUUACGACCCCUAUAUUCGCCGUAUCGUAUGGGAAGGCAUUAUGGGCAAGUACGAGAACGAGCUCGACUCAUGGCUUACGUGUCCCGCCGAACCCUCCGUCCAACUCCUCCAAACUCACUGGGAGCAAUGGUUAUCUUGGACUUUUGGGCGUCGCACAGGGUCUUGGAUUGUGGGGUCGCAUCUUACAGAUGGAGGUUUGAACACCGAUGAUGAAACCUUGUGUCCAUACCAUUGGGCAACUCCCAUUCACGCUCUGAACUGCCAGAUCGUGUUCCCGAAGGCCUUAGAUGAACCACCAUACAACCGUGUUUCCUUCUCUGAGGGUACUCACGAUCAUGCCUGCAACUCAUCCAAUCAAACUCUUGAAGUCCACUGGCUCACCAGGCCGAGGAAGAAUCCAUACCUCGAGCUCGACACGCCCGAGUAUUCCGGGGCAAUCGAGGAUGCAUGGAUUGUUGAGAAGCUGAUGUCUCAGGGUGGUAUUAGGCUUGCAGCUAUUCUCAAUUGGCUCUUCGCAGAUAUGGGGGACUCGACUAUCUCAAAUAGAGCUUAUAUCUUGUAA